Messenger RNA from Diversispora eburnea, 132 nucleotides. Lineage: Eukaryota; Fungi; Glomeromycota; Glomeromycetes; Diversisporales; Diversisporaceae. The record is from the annotation of a GenBank genome assembly.
AUGGAAAAUUAUUGGUCUUUGGAAAGGUCUGAAAAUCAAAUUUCAAGUGCUUCCAGGUCAGGUAGACCAUCUAAAUUGACAGAAAGACAUAUUAAACAACUUGUUAAAGUUGUAAAUGAAGAUCGUCAGUAA